Molecule: messenger RNA, 4964 nt
Organism: Pelobates cultripes (western spadefoot toad)
Lineage: Eukaryota; Metazoa; Chordata; Amphibia; Anura; Pelobatidae
Source: the annotation of a GenBank genome assembly
CAGGUCACACAGUAACAAGAAAGACAUGGUUUUCACAGCUUCAUCAUGUAUGCUAAUGAGCUAGGGUUUGGCUGUUAUAUAAAUCACACAUUGGGCAUUAUUCGGGCACUUGGAGAACCUCUCUCAUCCAAUAUGAAAGGAUUUACUCUGCUCCUGGCAAGUCUGGCCUUAUGGUUUAAUCCUGGUAAGAAUCUGGAUUCUCUUUUAUUUUUUCAAUCUUUGUAUCUUUAUACGAUUCAUUUCUCGCAAAUCAAGAAAUAGAAUUUGCUUUGAUAUCGUGUGUCCUGGAGGCAAGGUGACGUGUUUAAAGAGGUGCCAGUUUGACAUUACAGUUUGUAUCCGUACAUUGUUAUGGGUUUAGUUAAAUAUUGUAAUAACUAUUAAUCCUUUAUAAGUGACUUCCAUUGAAUUUCCAGUUAGAAUGAGAUCUUGCUAUAGACUAUAGUAUAAAAGUUGAGUUUCUGCCAAGUAUGGCAGCAAUAGAAGCAUAUUUUAUUUUUGUAAUGGUUCAAACAUCACAGCAAAUGUUGCUGUAAGUACUGCCUUUUCUGAGAAAAGGCAGUGUAUUCAUUGUUCCGUAGGGACACCUCCAGUGGCAGUCACUCAGAUGGCCACUAGUGGUGCUUCCUGUUGUGGAGCAGUGACGUUCAGCGUCUCCAUGCUCUGCAUUUAGGCGCUGAACUUUCCCCAAAGAGAUGCAUUGAUUCAAUGCAUCUCUAUGUGAAAGAAUUGGAUUGGCUGAGAUUGUCAAUGCUGAUGAUCUCAGUCAAGGAAGCGGACCGGGGCAGGGACAGCACGGCGCUGGAAUAAAGGUGAGUUUUUAUCAUAUUUAAGGAGGUCAAAGGGGCCUUACAUGGCUUGUUAAUACUAUAGGGUCAGGAAUACAAUGAUCAUUUGAUGUAGGAUAAUGCAUUUUAUGAUAACGAUUAAAGAGAAGUCUAAAGUCAGUAAGCACUCGUUAGGGAUAAUAAAAAGGUGAAAAAUGUUUCUUUACACUAAAAGCAAUAAAAUGUGGAAUUCACUUAAAAAAUAUAACAAACAUUCUGUAGAUAUUUAUUUUUUUAAAUUAUGCUUUUUGGGAAAACUGAAUAUGGAAAUAUAUAAUAGUUAACAUGUGGGGUAAGAGUUUUUUGAUCCAGAGAAACCUGAUUGCCUUUUUGGAAUCAAGAAGGAUUUUGUUACCGAUUUAUGGCACAGAUAGCACUCGCUUGGAAAAAAAACAUUGAAGUAUGAAAGGCUGAACAAUGACAUAUUCACAGUUUGUUUCUGUUUAAUUACCCCAUUGUACAGCGCUACGUAAUCUGAUAAAUGAUAAACUAAUAAUAAUUACGCACUUUAAUUAAACCAGUAUGUACUUUAAUAUAACCACCAUGUAUACUGUUUUAUUUUUAGCUUGGUCCCUUGAGUGCUUUUUUUGCUUGACACAAACCAACGCACCAUCAUGUGUGCAAACGCAGACCUGCGCAGAAAAUGAAAAAGUUUGCAAAACGAUAGAAUACAGCGCGCCGACCAGUGAGUAUUGUACCCGCUCUGUUCAUAUCUAUGCACUGUGUACAAGUGAUACACACCGCCUGCUCUGCAUGCCUUUCUCUGUAGAACAGGUGAUUGUAUUCCAAACUGAAAUUUUGGGGCCCUUUACAAAACACUGGCCCGGCCCCACCAAUGCAUUCUCUCCCAGAACAUAGUACUCGUGCAAAAACACAGUCACAUAAUCACUUUAAAACGCGAACGAAGACUCACACACACCAACACACAUAUACACACAGAUAUAUACUGACAUAAAUUAACAUGUUCCUUCAAUCAGUAUCUUAAGUCAAUACUUAACGAAUCAGAAAUUACUAAAUGUGCAAUUAAUUUCAUUCCGAAUUCAAAAUUCAGACGAAUUUCGGCAAUUUCGGCAUUUGGAUGCUUCCGAAUAUCCAAAUUGCCGAAUUUCCAAAAUGCGAAAGUGAUGAAUUUCUGAAGUGCCGAACCGAAUUGACAAAGUGCCGAAUUGCCAAAGUGCCAAAUUUUAGAAGUGCCGAACCAAAUUGACGAAGUGCGGAAUUUCGGAAGUGCCUCGGAAUUCUGAAAAGUGGCAAAACAUUAGAGGGAGGGAAAAUUAUGGGAAUGAUGACAGGAAUCUAACCCUACCCUUAACCCUACACCUAACGGUAAUCCUAACCGUAAUCCUUACCCUACCCCUAACCCUACCUCUAACCCCUUACCCUACCCCUAACCCUACCUCUAACCCCUUACCCUACCCCUAACCCUAGAUGUGUAAGUGGUUGUGGUGGUUAGGGGUUAGGAUUAGGGGUAAGGGUUAAGGGUAGGGAAUUGUCGAGUCACGAAUUGCUGAAGUGCCAAAGUCACGAAUUUCAGAAGUGCAGAACCGAACCGAAUAUUUUGCCCAUGCACAUACCUAUAAAAUAAUUGUAUUAUUGUUUGCAACUAUAUAUCCACAAACUAUAUUAAUAAUAUACCAGGUUUCCACGGGAAGGCUAUUCCAGGUAUCUACUACCAUUUCUAUAUCACUGUUAGCCUUUGCUGCUGCCACAGGAAGGUUAUUCCAGGUAUCUACUACCCUUUCUAUAUCACUGUUACUGUUUUCACUGGAAGGUUAUUCCAGGUAUCUACUACCCUUUCUAUAUCACUGUUACUGCUUCCACUGGAAAUCUAUUCCAUGUAUCUACUACCCUUUUUAUAUCACUGUUACUGCUCCCACUGGAAGGCUAUUCCAGGUAUCUACUGUCCUUUCUAUAUCACUGUUACUGCUUCCACUGGAAGGCUAUUCCAGGUAUCUACUACCCUUUCUAUAUCACUGUUACUGCUCCCACUGGAAGGCUAUUCCAGGUAUCUACUGUCCUUUCUAUAUCACUGUUACUGCUUCCACUGGAAGGCUAUUCCAGGUAUCUACUACCCUUUCUAUAUCACUGUUAACCUUUACUGCUUCCACUAGAAGGCUAUUCUAGGUAUCUACUACCCUUUCUAUAUCACUGUUACUGCUCCCACUGGAAGGCUAUUCCAAGUAUCUACCACCCUUUCUAUAUCACUGUUACUGCUCCCACUGGAAGGCUAUUCCAGGUAUCUACUACCCUUUCUAUAUCACUGUUAGUCUUUACUGCUUCCACUGUAAGGCUAUUCCAAGUAUCUACUACCCUUUCUACAUCACUGUUACUGCUCCCACUGGAAGGAUAAUUUGUGCAUAUCACUAUUAACUACAUCUACUUCAACUGUAAGACUAUCUUUGCAUCAAAGAUUUGAAGUCAAUGCAUAUUUUAUUUAUUCAUUUAGAUAUAUGAAAACAACUAUAAAUACAAAAAAUGCUGUAUUUAAAAUACUGAAAGAUAUUAAUUUCAGGUUAACUGUUUGAGUGCCAGAGAUCUACCCUUUGAAAGCUUGUUUAAAUAAACAUUUAAGGACCACUAUAGAGCCAGGAAAACAUACUCGUUUUCCUGUCACUAUAGUGUCCUGAGGGUGCCCCCACCCUUAGGGUCCCACUCCCGUGGCGCUGAAGGGGUAGGAAGGGCGUUAAUCCUUUACCUUUUUUCCAGCGCCGGGCUCCCUCGGCGCUGGGACUCUCAUCCCUCUUCUUCCGUCAUCGGCUGAAUACGUAUGCGCGGCAAGAGCCGUGCGUGCCUUCAGCCGUCUCAUAGGAAAGCAUUAUCAAUGUUUUCCUAUGGACGCUGGCGUCUUCUCACUGUGAAAAUCACAGUGAGAAGCGCAGAACCGCCUCUAGCGGCUGUCAAUGAGACAGCCACUAGAGGCUGGAUUAACCCAUAGGUAAACAUAGCAGUUUCUCUAAAAAUGCUAUGUUUACUGCAAAAAGGGUUAAACCUAGCUGGACCUGGCACCCAGACCACUUCAGCUUAAUGAAGUGGUCUGGGUGCCAGGUCCAGCUAGGUUUAGCCUAUAGUGGUCUUUUAAAGGGACACUCCUGACCUCUAAAGCACUUUAGCUUGCUUUAAGUAUGAAGAAUAUGUCACCUUUUUUAUUUUACAAAAAGUUCAGAUUUCAAUAGAAAUUGGCACUUUUAUAAAUUAACCUUGUAACACCCCCUGGCUAUCAAUCAGACAAUCGGUCUUGUUACUUCCUGGUUUGGUUAGCUCAGUGGAACUAAACUCAAAAGGCCACAACUGCCCAGAGCACCUGCCUUGCAAAGACUUUUCAGUGAGCUGCAUUGGGAAGUCUGUGAUUGGACAGCCACAGAAAGUCUGGGCGGGGUUAGAAGGGGAGGGCUUGUAAAUGCUGUAGACAAGAGAACUGCAGCUAUUGCAAGCUAGUUUUAGAUAUAUCCGCAAUGAAAAAUACAUAAUUAAAUGCAUGCAUGUUUUCAUUAAGGGUUUAUAUACUAAACUGGGAUUUAUAUUUUAUUUUUUGUACUUGGACAGCAGAGUGUCCCUUUAAACUGAUUAAGCCAUUUUUUUCAUUGCCUUUCAGCAUUUCCUUUCGAUGCUCCUUACGUGGUCGUUAAGGGCUGUGCAGUAAGCUGCAAGCAAGAUGAUCCCGAUGAGCUGGGAACAGCCCAACCUACUUUUUGCUGUAACACAGAUUUUUGCAACACCAGAGGGCUCGAUAACACGUGUUCGGGAACCAUAAAUUUCUCGCUCAGCCUAGGACUAUUUAUGUGUUUUAUUAGUGUAGUGCUGGUGUUCUUUAGAACGCACCUGUAAUAAUCCAUGGUGUUUUUACAGUGUGCUGAGCAUCAAAUAUAGAUCAACGACAAAAGAACAAUGAUGUAUGUAUGGACUAAUCACGGCUCCGACAAUGGACGAACAGUUUCUUUUUUUUGUGAGUUCGAGUUCCGCUAUCGGUGCAAAAGAAAUUUGAUGGCUGAUGGUAAAAAAAACUUUCAUGAUUAGGGGGAGACACUAAUUGUAUUCACAAAUCAAGUGAGAACUUAGCAAUAAAGGGGAAAGGCAGGAGCAGGAAAACAGCUAUACUCAUAUACAGCGCUACGGAAUGUGAUGUCACUAUAUAAAUAC